UUGCUCGUCGCAAGUUUCACUUGGAGUUGGGGCUUGUAGUUCUCCCAGAUCGUGUCUAUCUGUCCGUAGGGCGGUGGCUGCUUACCAUCCCGAGGAUAUUAGGAAAUAUCUUACAGUUUUUGGCAAAGCGGACACACCUCUGGUCCUUGGGCCGACUGGCUUCUUUGUCUCAUCUCUUCGACGAGUCUAUUCUACACAGGUCACAAACAUGUCAGACAAAAGUGAAUUAAAGGCAGAGUUGGAACGGAAGAAGCAGCGGUUGGCCCAAAUCAGAGAGGAAAAGAAGAGAAAAGAAGAAGAAAGGAAAAAAAAGGAAACUGAUCAGAAGAAAGAAGCAGUUGCUCCUGUACAAGAAGAAUCAGAUCUCGAAAAAAAAAGAAGAGAAGCUGAAGCACUGCUUCAAAGCAUGGGGCUAACUCCAGAAUCCCCCAUUGUCCCUCCUCCUAUGUCUCCAUCCUCCAAAUCUGUGAGCACACCAAGUGAAGCUGGGAGCCAAGACUCUGGAGAUGGCGCAGUGGGAUCUAGGACGCUGCAUUGGGAUACAGAUCCAUCAGUUCUUCAGCUUCACUCAGAUUCCGAUUUGGGACGAGGACCUAUUAAACUUGGAAUGGCUAAAAUUACACAAGUUGACUUUCCUCCUCGAGAAAUCGUGACAUAUACAAAGGAAACUCAGACUCCAGUUAUGGCUCAACCCAAAGAAGAUGAAGAAGAAGAAGAUGAUGUGGUGACUACUAAACCACCUAUUGAACCUGAAGAAGAGAAGACUUUAAAGAAAGAUGAGGAAAAUGACAGUAAAGCUCCCCCUCAUGAGCUGACUGAAGAAGAAAAGCAACAAAUCUUGCACUCUGAAGAAUUUUUAAGUUUCUUUGACCAUUCUACACGAAUUGUAGAAAGGGCUCUUUCUGAGCAGAUAAACAUCUUCUUUGACUACAGUGGGAGAGAUUUGGAAGACAAAGAAGGAGAGAUUCAAGCAGGUGCUAAACUGUCAUUAAAUCGACAAUUUUUUGAUGAACGUUGGUCAAAGCAUCGGGUUGUUAGUUGUUUGGAUUGGUCAUCUCAGUAUCCAGAGUUACUCGUGGCUUCAUAUAAUAACAAUGAAGAUGCUCCUCAUGAGCCUGAUGGUGUGGCCCUUGUAUGGAAUAUGAAAUAUAAAAAAACUACCCCGGAGUAUGUGUUUCACUGCCAGUCAGCUGUGAUGUCUGCUACAUUUGCAAAAUUUCAUCCAAAUUUGGUUGUCGGUGGUACAUACUCAGGCCAAAUUGUGCUGUGGGAUAACCGUAGCAAUAAAAGAACUCCAGUGCAAAGAACUCCACUGUCAGCUGCUGCACACACACAUCCUGUAUAUUGUGUAAAUGUUGUUGGAACGCAAAAUGCUCAUAAUCUGAUUAGCAUCUCUACUGAUGGAAAAAUUUGUUCAUGGAGUCUGGACAUGCUUUCCCAUCCACAGGAUAGCAUGGAAUUGGUUCAUAAACAGUCAAAGGCAGUAGCUGUGACAUCUAUGUCCUUCCCUGUUGGAGAUGUCAACAACUUUGUUGUUGGGAGUGAAGAAGGUUCUGUGUACACAGCAUGUCGCCAUGGCAGCAAAGCUGGAAUCAGUGAGAUGUUUGAGGGACACCAAGGACCAAUCACUGGCAUCCAUUGUCAUGCAGCCGUUGGAGCAGUAGACUUCUCACAUCUUUUUGUCACUUCAUCAUUUGACUGGACAGUAAAACUUUGGACAACUAAGAAUAACAAGCCUUUAUACUCAUUUGAAGAUAAUUCAGACUACGUUUAUGAUGUUAUGUGGUCACCCACCCACCCAGCCCUCUUUGCCUGUGUGGAUGGCAUGGGGAGGCUAGAUUUGUGGAAUCUCAAUAACGACACGGAGGUGCCAACUGCCAGCAUUUCCGUGGAGGGUAAUCCUGCUCUUAAUCGUGUAAGAUGGACCCAUUCUGGAAGAGAGAUUGCCGUGGGUGAUUCUGAAGGACAGAUUGUUAUAUAUGAUGUGGGAGAGCAAAUUGCUGUCCCCCGAAAUGAUGAAUGGGCACGGUUCGGCCGAACACUUGCAGAAAUUAAUGCAAAUCGAGCUGAUGCAGAGGAGGAGGCUGCUACCCGAAUACCUGCGUAGCUCCUGAAAAUGGGAUAUGUAGCCUUAGUGGAUUUGGGGAAGACUUUAAGUAGAUCCUGAGACUAUUUGCAUGCUUCUGUCUAAAUGAUAAUUAAAAGGAACUUUGGUGGAUUAAACCAUGGAUUUAAUGCAGCAAGCAAUUCUUACAAUGUCCCUUUUUAUAUAACAUGCAUCCUGUUUUGGAUUUAUGUCAUUUUUAAUACAGCUUAUCGACUUUACUGAAUGCAGCCUCUUUUGAAUUCUUAUACACAGGUGUAUAUUUGGUAUUAGUUAUUAUUUUGAAUUAUUUUCAACUUAUAACACUAUAUACAGUUAUUUCUAAAGCACAAAUUAAAUAACUUCUGCAUAUUUUUAAGUAAUCAUAAUUCCCUGUUAUACUGAUAAAGUUCUAACUUAAUAUGUGGGAACAUUGUUCAUUCUUAGCCAUAGCAUGCAUACAUCUAUCCAAGUUAUGUUCUAAUAUCUUUUUUCUUCUUUAUAAUUCAUGUGAUAGCUGUAUAUAAAUAAAAACAAAUAUGAUUUAACUUU
Messenger RNA from Pteropus alecto (black flying fox), 2635 nucleotides. It is a transcript of the gene DYNC1I2, whose product is annotated as dynein cytoplasmic 1 intermediate chain 2. Lineage: Eukaryota; Metazoa; Chordata; Mammalia; Chiroptera; Pteropodidae. Gene Ontology annotation, molecular function: dynein heavy chain binding; dynein light chain binding. The record is from RefSeq and is a predicted model, not a curated record. Bases 209 to 2107 code for a protein of 632 amino acids. Gene Ontology annotation, biological process: transport along microtubule. Gene Ontology annotation, cellular component: cytoplasmic dynein complex. The transcript is spliced from 17 exons.